Molecule: messenger RNA, 1872 nt
Organism: Eruca vesicaria subsp. sativa (arugula)
Lineage: Eukaryota; Viridiplantae; Streptophyta; Magnoliopsida; Brassicales; Brassicaceae
Source: the annotation of a GenBank genome assembly
GAUAUGAUUUACAUUCCUGCUCGGCUCAAUGCUGGUGAUGUUACCGUUAGGUACAUUCGGUGGUGGAAGCUUUCUUUUGCAAUGUUACAGUCUGAAGCUAAGAAAAUUUCCCACAAGCUUCUGGCUUCACCCCUGAGGCCGACCACAACAAACGUAACAUCUAGAGAAACAAAAACAAAGAAAGGGAGUCUUGGCCGUAGUAGCUCUUCGGGGAGCCUGAUAGGAUCAGAGAAAGGUGAUAAGCAACCUUUAAAAAACCCUGAAUGGGUCCAGAGAUCACCACCCGGGUGGAAAAAGAGUCCUGAUAGAAGCUCGAGCAGUGCACUAGGUGGUGCUAAGGAUCUCAAAGGAGUUCUCAAGGGCUUAGGGAGGACUAAGGGUCACGGCCAUGUCACGUUUCAGCUUCCUCCUGGUCCAUCACCCAAAAGGUCUCCUCCAUCCAAGACAAAUACUACUUUAGAAAAGCAAAACGAUUCUCCUGUCAAGAAGCCAAGAAUGAUACCUCGGGUAGCAGACUUAGCCAAAAGACCGACCUCGUCUUCUCAGGUUCCAAGAAAUACAUCAGUUGUUCCUCUUCCUCAUAGGCGAGAUAACUAUAUAAAGGACAACAGUUCCUCUAGUCGGCGAGCUUCAAAAGAACCAUACAAGGCGCCAUCUCUAUCAGGUUAUCCUUCAAAGAGGAAGAAGUCACCAAGAUCUGUUGAUAUUGUCAACUCGAUUGGUCAGAAAAGUUCCCUAACCCCGCAAGGUUCAAAAGAAUCUCCCAAGUCACCAUCUGUUUCUGGUUCUUCUUCUUUAACAAGGAAGAACUUACCAAGAUCUCAAGAACUGAACAAGUCAUCAUCUUCUUUUGGUUCUCUUUCUUUAUCGAGGAAGAAGUCAUCAAGAUCCUCAGAAGAUGUCAGCUUGUGUGGCAACUCAUCAUUUGGAGGCAGUUCCGUGGUCAAGAGAAAUACUGACACAAGCAACAUAACUUCCAAACGAGAAUCACCGAGAAAAGCUCAGGAACUCAAGGCUACUAAUAUGAAGUGUUUGGAGGAGAUUGUGACUCUGCGGGAACACGUUGGUGAAGAAGGGGAAAUGGGUUCUUUCAAAGGCCAUGCUUUGCCAGGCACAUUGUUCUUCUUGGUUGGAGUAUGGCACAUUUGGAGCUCUGUGGUUCGAUUCGUAUCCAACCCCAAGUCAUUUCGGGUUCGAGUUUGGCACCCUGUCCCUGGUUUCAACGACAGGUUAAAGUACUUGGAGCUUUACGUUGUCACCGUUGGCUCAUUCAUUGACUUAUGCAUCGAGUUCCUCUACUCAACUCAUCUCAACUUCUUUGUCAAUGGUGUCCUGAAUCCUUCCCACAUGAACGAUUUCGAGCACUCUGGGAUGCUUCUCAUGUUCUUCAUCCUCGGCUUUAUCACUUUGCUCUCCGACAAAACCAGGUUGCUUCCUCUGCCACAAGAAGCUCUCUGUCUAAUCGCUGCAACAGCUUUUACAGCAGAAGGUCUUCUCUUCUUCUUUCACUCCACAAGCCACAAAGGUCUUGAAGGUUAUUACCAUCUCCUUCUCGUAUUUCUCGUCGGUCUCUGCGUCAUCUCCUCAAUCGCAGGAGCAAUCUGCCCUACAAGCUUCCCAGUAGAUCUAUGCAAUGGCAUUGCAAUGACUCUUCAAGGCCUCUGGUUUUAUCAAACAGCUUUCACUCUCUAUGGCCCUCUGAUGCCUCAAGGCUGCGGCUUAAAAGGAAACUCUGUCGUUUGUAGAUCACUAGACUCCGUAGUCUCUGGAGAGUUUCUGGCUAAUUUUCAGCUCUUCUCUUUGGUUCUUGGUGUUCUUGUCUGCGUUGUGGGUUCAUAUGUUUUUGCAGUUUCAACGUUUGGUUUGGUGUAA